This is a messenger RNA of Phycodurus eques (leafy seadragon), 2394 nucleotides long. RefSeq names its product GRB2 associated, regulator of MAPK1-like (gene garem2). Bases 1 to 2163 code for a protein of 720 amino acids. The transcript is spliced from 7 exons. The record is from RefSeq and is a predicted model, not a curated record. Lineage: Eukaryota; Metazoa; Chordata; Actinopteri; Syngnathiformes; Syngnathidae.
AUGGAGAAGUUGUCGGCGAGCCUGUCGGAGAUCUCCUGGAGCCCGCUCGCGCUGCCGUUGGACGCAGUGGUCAGCAAGUUCCGUCUGCCCACUCUGGUCCGCCUGGCCCACGGUGAAUGCGUUGAGGGUCUGUCAGAGGACGAUGUGGUUCUGCUCCACUCCUGUCGUCAGUGGACCACAGUGACGGCUCAUAGCUUAGAAGAAGGCCAUUAUGUCAUUGGGCCCAAGAUUGACAUCCCUCUACAAUACCAAGGAAAGUUCAAAUUGUUGGAUGAAGACAGAGACAUCAGGGAUCCCGUCCAGUGUUUCUCCAGUGUGGAGGAGGUUGCUGGAGUGUUCCCCGAUCGAGUCUUUGUCAUGGAAACAAUCACUUUCAGCGUCAAGGUGGUUUCAGGGGAGUUCAGCGAGGACAGUGAGCCCUACAGCUUCACUCUGCAGGCUGGAGAUGAGCUGUCACUCAUGGGGAAGGCCGAGCUUCUGUGUGCCACGCCUACGAAGGAAAAGACGGGACUGAGUGCACUGUUGAGGCGCCUGGGAAAGACUCCCCGAAGUAAAAUGCCCUGCCUAGUGUGUAUGAACCAUCGCACCAAUCAGAGCGUCAGUUUGCCUUUUGCCUGCCGCGGACGCUUUUGCACUCGCUCCCCUUUGGAGCAAGGCAUGCUGGGAGGGGAGCAUACGGUACGCAGCAUCAUCGAGAGGGUCCGCCUCCCCGUCAACGUGUUCGUGCCGUCACGCCCACCGCGAAACCUCUAUGACCGCCACGCGGUCCGAGAAGGCCACCGCUUCAAGCUGCUCAACAUCGUCAGCAAGACGGUAGUACUUUGUAUGGUACUUCGCCGACAGGAAGUGUCGCCCUCCCACUUCCUACUGCUCCGCAGCAUGCCCCGGUUCAACGUGGCCGAUGCCUCCGUGCACACGGCAGCCCUGGAGAGCCUGCUUUUGCGAUACGCCUUCGACCCUGACGCCUACUCUCGAGCUGUGAGAGAAACUCGUCCCGAGUUGGAAUGUAUGACGGAGGAGUGUGUGAGCCCGCGACGCUCGCGCAUGUGUGUGUCGGCGGAGGAGUCAUUGGUGCCGGCCCUGCAACAGCUGUCAAUGUGCAGCUACGGGGGCGGGGUCUCGGACAGCCUAUCGCAGCGUUGCAGGGACUCUCUAGGGGUCCAGCUAGAGGAGGGACCAGGUGAGGAAAGGGAGUACAUGACUCCUGAGUGGACCGAGACAGAAAUGAGGACCACUGAGGAGAUUCCUUAUGAGGAACUUUGGACCAAUCAUAAUGCAGACGGCUUGGGAAAGGAACCAAACCUCAUUUCCUUCCAUUCAUCCUCAUCACUGGAGGGGUCCCUGGGUACCGUGGUGACAACAGUGGCUGCUCCGCCGCCCGUACCUCCAAAAUCUGAUGCUGUGAGAGAGGAGUGUCGCUAUUUGAUUGCACCUCCAGUUCCUCCUCGCGGCACGAAAUUGGGCUACAUCACCAGUCCGGCCCCCAGCCCUCCUGUCCCCCCUCGCUUCGCCAAGGCCUCCACCUCCCCCAGACCUAAUCUUUCCUUCUACUCCUCAGGACUGCAGGACAGCUGCUCGCACUCUCCAGAUGCUUCCCUCUACUGUUACCCGUGCUCCUGGGCCGACUGCCGCGCCCCCAAACCAACCAAUCCUGAGCCAGUCCCGACCAUCCCGGUCGACAUUGCAGCCAACCCUCAGACGGCACAAACCACCUGGGCCGAGCCGUGGGUGGACUCCUUCACCGCCGGGCCUCGACUGAGACCGCCGCCCCCUCAGAGUCGCUUCGCACCCUUCGGUGCUUUGAACCCUUUCAACCGCCAGUCCCCUUGCCCGUCACCGGAGCUCGCGGACAGUCCCGAAUCCUCUAGAGGGGCAGAGGGAGGCGGGAUGACCACGGGGGCGAUUGAAGACUCGGCCCCACCUGCCGACCCGACCUGGCGUCCUCCCGCUGACUUGUCUGCUCUGUCGCUGGAGGAGGUGUCGGCCUGUCUGCGCUUUAUCGGCCUGUCGGAGGCUGCGGUCUCUGUAUUCCAGAGGGAGCGAAUCGAUGGCAGCCUCUUGGUUCAGCUGACCGAGGACAUCCUGUCACAUGACUUUCACCUGAGCCGACUCCAUGUCACCAAGAUAACACAGUUCAUACAAGGAUGGAGGCCCAAAAUCUAACACACACACACACACAAUUUCCUCUCAACGAAUCCAUGCCACUAUGACUGUUACUCCAGUGGAGGAUUCCAACAAGUGGUACCUUAUGGAUCAGUUUGAUACGCUUAAUAACUUUUCACAAUAAAAACAUACAAAUUGCAUAUCAACCUGAACCAAACUGUAGCAGUAACUGUAACUGAAGCAGGGUGAGAAUGUGCCUUCUUAGCCAUCCUAAAUGUGCCUUCCACUGUA